Messenger RNA from Penicillium subrubescens, 1302 nucleotides. RefSeq names its product pyridoxal phosphate-dependent aminotransferase. Gene Ontology annotation, molecular function: pyridoxal phosphate binding; transaminase activity. The record is from RefSeq and is a predicted model, not a curated record. Bases 1 to 1302 code for a protein of 433 amino acids. The transcript has 6 exons. NCBI's taxonomy places the organism in Eukaryota, Fungi, Ascomycota, Eurotiomycetes, Eurotiales, Aspergillaceae. Gene Ontology annotation, biological process: amino acid metabolic process; biosynthetic process.
AUGCUUUCGACCCGUGGAGAAGCAUACGCGAAGGCGGGAUUGGCCGAUGGCUACCUUGGCCCCCGUAAGGCCCCUUUUGAUAAAGAUACCAAGCAGGGUGUCGUGUCUUUCAGCAAUGCUGAGAAUUUUCUGAUGCAAGAUGUUCUGCUUGAAUACAUCCGCACGCAGGUAGAACCAAGCCUCGACAGCACAAAUCUCACCUACCAUGAAGGCCCCUUUGGGUCAAGCCGCCUCCGAGCCGCGAUGGCUAAUCUGAUUGCGACAUACUUUCACCCCGCCAAGCCAAUCUCACCUGAGCACAUCGUUUUCACAAAUGGCGUGACGAGUCUAAAUGCGGUUUGUGCUCAGUGUCUCACCAACCCCGGCGACGGGAUUUUGCUGGGGCAACCAAUCUACGGGUCCUUCACCGGAGAUCUCAGCGUCCUGUCAGGCUGCCAACUGAUCUACUCUCCUUUCCACGGGGACGAUCAAUUUAGCGUAGACGCCGUGGCUCGGUAUGAGGAGGCUUUUUUAAAAGCUCGGGACGAGACCGGGGUAGCAAUAAAAGCUCUCCUGAUCUGUAACCCGCACAACCCGCUCGGUCGAUGCUACUCUCGCGAGACCUUGGUGGUGCUACUGCAGUUCUGUCAGAAAUACCAGAUCCAUCUCAUCAGCGACGAAGUGUACGCACUCUCGGUGUACGACAAUGGUGAUCCCAGUCAUGGCUUCGUUUCUGUUCUGUCGAUCGAUCCUGUCACGCUCGGGGUAGAUCCAGCCCUAGUCCAUGUGCUGUACGGGAUGUCGAAGGAUUUCGCCGCAGCGGGGUUAAGGCUAGGAUGUUUGAUCAGCCAAAAUAAGAGGUUCUUACAAGCGGCUUUAUCGUUGAGUCGUUUUCAUUGGCCUUCGAAUAUAUCCUGCAGCAUUGCCACCGCUGUUCUCGAGGACCAAGACUUUGUGAAGAGCUUUCUUCAGAGAAGCCACAAAUUACUUCGUUCACAUCGGGAUUUAGCGGCGCGAGCCUUGGGGGAGGCGGGGAUCCCUUUUUCAAAAGGAAGUGUUGCGGGAUUUUUCCUCUGGAUUGAUUUGUCCAAGUUUUUGGAUCAUGCGAUCGUGACUAGUCAAGGCGGGUGGGCUGCAGAGCUGGAUUUGUCCCGCCGGCUGCAAGAGAUUGGGGUGGUAAUGUCGUCAGGGCAUGCCUAUCAUAAUGAGGUUCCAGGUUGGUUUCGCGUCAUAUUCUCGGUGGAGGUGGAGAGCCUGAAGAUGGGUUUGGCAAGAAUUAUCCAGUUAUAUCACGGCUCGGUUGAUCGUCUGGUAUCUGGUUGA